Molecule: messenger RNA, 1656 nt
Organism: Sphaeroforma arctica JP610
Lineage: Eukaryota; Ichthyosporea; Ichthyophonida
Exons: 8
Coding region: 44-1147 (367 amino acids)
Biological process (GO): carnitine biosynthetic process
Cellular component (GO): mitochondrion
Molecular function (GO): oxidoreductase activity
Source: RefSeq, a predicted model, not a curated record
CGGGUGAAAACAUCUCUGUAGAAGAAGCAAUAACUAUUUUACAAUGUUCAGAGCCACCACCACAAGUCUAGUCAGGACGCUUCGUACGCAAACUACAGGUUUGUGUGCACCGGUGUCCAUCUGCGCUAGAAGGUGUAUUGCGGCACUGUCAGCUGAGGAAGCUGAAGAAAGCUUCGAUAUCAAUAGGAAAUUCGACUUGCCAAAAGCAUGGACUAACGCCACACUUGAUCGCGGAGCCAUCUUUCACAGUUUCUCAGACCCCAGCGCCAAUGAAUUGAGGGACUACGUUAGGAAUCUGGCUAACUCAGAUAUUGAGGUAGACGAUAUUGAGGUCAAUCGCCAUGAUCUCCCCCGGGCAUUGAAGGAAAUGCAAGAAUUGGAUCAGCGCGCACUUAUUGAGGGUGAGGGGUUUUCAGUUAUCAGGCCAAUUGACGGUAUCACGUCAGUCAGAGAAAGACGCAUCAAUGCAUUCGUGCAAGCACAGAUUCUGGGCACUACCCCACAGCAGAAUGCCGAGGGUGUCAAGGCCAUUCUAGUGUACAACCGCAACGACGGUGUGCAGAUGAAGCAGGGCGCACGCUAUCAUCAAUCCAGGGACGGAGGAUCCAUCCACACUGAUAACGUAAACAUUCCCGACCUGUGGGACUACAUGCUGUUGACUUGUUUACAACCAGCACAGAUUGGCGGCGAAAGCAUUCUGUGCAGUACACUGGCCGUGCACAACUACCUCAACGAGCAUGUGCCUGAGGCGUUGGAGAUCCUACGAGGCCAAUUCUGGUGGGAGCUGCGUGGAUUCUCAGAUGGAUUCUACCGUGCACCCAUCUUGUUCUACAACGACAAGGGCGAGCCUCUGCUCAGAUAUCUCAGGGAUUAUCUGGAGAGCGCACACAUCCGCCAGGGCCAACCCCUCACAGAUAAGCAGAUGUGGGCCCUGGAUGUCCUCGACUGCGUGUGCGAGAUGUCCACCAUUCAAUUCAGAUACAACAUGCAACAAGGAGAGACCCUUCUUGCCAACGACACUCAACUACUGCACGGCCGAACAUCCUUUACGGAUGCAGAGGCUGCCAAGCAGUCGUACGACUUUGAGAAGGCGAACAACCGACUGUACCAGAGGGUCUGGCUCAAGAAACACGCCGAGAGCAGCUGAUUGAUCUGAAUACAUACGUACCUGAGUACACCAGGAUUCAUAGUAACGUGUGUGCACGUGUUUAUCUAGUCGUGGAUACGUAGAGGAGCAGAUACAUAACCUGAUGUAGGCUUAAGUCGAUGGUGCGUGCACGGAAUUGCGACCGGUAGGUGCAUAUCCCUACGUACACUGCAACAAUUGAAUUGAAUACCUACGGGUCUAUAAAUGGCACGUAAGUAAGUUUGGCGGACCCCUCAGCACAGUCGGCAGAUAGCCAGCCGGGUUGCUUGUACUAAAAAAGAACAUAUUGGCUUUUGACAGCGAUCAAACCCAAACAGUCAUGUGUACCCUAGAAACCAUGUAUAGUUUUGCAUAUAUCAUAGGACACACACGACUAUACCCAAAAGAUAAAAGCGGUGCCGGUAGAGAACUAAAAGGAUCAAUUGAACUCCCAGACGGCUAAAGUCGGGGUCUCUAGCGUUAGGCUAGAAUAUGUAGCCUCCUCUUAAAAUACAUAUAAAAAAAUGCGA